This is a messenger RNA of Drosophila erecta, 611 nucleotides long. RefSeq names its product neural Wiskott-Aldrich syndrome protein. The record is from RefSeq and is a predicted model, not a curated record. The coding region runs from base 107 to 406 and encodes 99 amino acids. The transcript has a single exon. Lineage: Eukaryota; Metazoa; Arthropoda; Insecta; Diptera; Drosophilidae.
AAUUACCGGCGCACACUCGAGGAAAAAGCGUAGAUAAGUGCCAAACUCAAGAACCCAACGACCCGAAAGUGCUGGUCAGUCAGUCAGUAAUUAGCCAUCGGUCGAGAUGCCACCCCCAGGACGCGGAUACGGAGGACCACCUCCACGGGGUCCCGGAAUCGCCUACGGACCACCGCCACCUCGAGUUAAUGUCGGCAUCAAUAUCGGCGGACCGCCGCGUCCUCCGCCCAUCGGCGUGGGCAUCGGCUUUGCUCCGCCACCAACUGUGAUCGUCGGAGCACCGCCUCCACCACCCAUGGUCGUGAUGCCGCCGCCACGUCCCACCGUUGUGGUGGGUGGCCAGGCUCCGGUGGCCACUGUGUACGCCCAGCCCCAGGGAGAGGUCUUCUGCUGCACGAUUCUCUGACGGAAAAUAGGAAACGAACCACUGUGCUUCUACAUAGAAUUAUUCACUACGUGUAUACGCCUUAAAUUAGUGAAAUAAAAUAGUUUACUCAUAUCAAUUAAAGUUCGAAAUGCCUUAAAAGACGUAUUAAUGCAAUCAAAAAUCGUUGUGAAGUGUGCUAUUUUAAUUUUUAAAUUGUGAACCAAUAAAGUAUUAAUAAAAUGAA